UCUAUUGAAGUAACAGUGAAAGCUACUUUGAAACCAAAGGUAGUAAUUCAUUGUUCAACUCCUCUGGUUGUGAAUGAAGGUGAUAAUGUAUCAUGUGUAUGUAGAGGUGAAGGAGGUAUCCCUCCUGCUAAAGUCACAUGGUUUGAUAAAGAUAACAAUAUAAUUGGUGAUGUUGGAGUUGUAAAUAAGACAUUAGUAAUCACUAAUGUUGCAGUGAAUGAUGGUGGAAGUUACAGAUGUAAAGCACAAAGUCAUAAUGAUCCACGUUUUAGAGAUCAGAAGUCUAUUGAAAUAGUAGUGCAAUACCGACCACGACAAACCAAUAUUACCAUCAUUCCAAUGCCAGCCACAAAAGGUCAAAGUGUGACAAUAUCCUGUGAGUCAGAUGGGCAUCCUGAACCAACCUACACCAUUUACCACAAUGAUAACACCUCUGUUGUCAGCAAUGAAAAAACACACACCAUUCAGUCCGUCAACUUCAGUGAUGCUGGUUCGUAUCGUUGUGAAGCAAAGAAUAAACUGGGAAAUGAUUCAUCUCAAGUGAAAAAUCUCACUGUCAACGAAGUUAAAGAUGAUGAUGAUGAUGGACCAAAUAUUGCUCUGAUUGUUGGCAUUGCUGUUGGAGCGGUUUUCCUUGUCGCCAUUAUAGUUGUUGUCAUUUUCUGCUGUCGUAAAUAAAAGCAAAGUAAGUUCAGCUUGGUAGCGUUGCAUGAAAUUUUAAUCCGAUCUGUAUUGACGCUUUAUUUUAAACCGGAUUUGCAAUUCUAUAUUGUCCCCAAAUUUUGUAAAAUUUUCUUUCAUUUAAGAUUCUAAGCUAAUGGUAAAACAAUGUAAAUACAACGAUUAAAAGAAAUUAUAGAACAUUACUUUUGUACUUUUAA
Molecule: messenger RNA, 881 nt
Organism: Xenia sp. Carnegie-2017
Lineage: Eukaryota; Metazoa; Cnidaria; Anthozoa; Malacalcyonacea; Xeniidae
Product: junctional adhesion molecule C-like
Exons: 4
Source: RefSeq, a predicted model, not a curated record